Heteronotia binoei (common prickly gecko) is the source of this 2874-nucleotide messenger RNA. RefSeq names its product dnaJ homolog subfamily C member 3-like. The record is from RefSeq and is a predicted model, not a curated record. The transcript is spliced from 12 exons. Gene Ontology annotation, molecular function: misfolded protein binding; protein-folding chaperone binding. Lineage: Eukaryota; Metazoa; Chordata; Lepidosauria; Squamata; Gekkonidae. Gene Ontology annotation, cellular component: endoplasmic reticulum. The coding region runs from base 70 to 1626 and encodes 518 amino acids. Gene Ontology annotation, biological process: protein folding in endoplasmic reticulum.
AACUGCCGGAAGUCGCUUCGACCGACCAGGAAGCGGAUGCGGAAGUGAGUAGGUUCCGGGAGUUGGGACAUGGAGUCCGGGCAAGUGCCGGUGUGGCGCGGCCUGGGGCUGCUGGGAAGAGGCGCGGAGAGCCCCUCGCUGGGGCCCGGCGGUUGCGAGCGGAGGCUGCUCUGGGUGGCGUCUUUGCUUUGCGUCUUGCUGGACUUGCAGUUGCCAGGUCUGCUGGCUGCCGGACAAGCUGAAAUUGAGAACCACCUGGAAAUGGGUCGGAAGCUCUUGGCGGCUGGGCAGCUGGCUGAGGCUCUGUCCCAUUACCACUCGGCAGUGGAAAUCGAUCCCAAGAACUACCUUACGUACUACAAACGGGCAACCAUCUAUUUGGCCAUGGGCAAGUUCAAGUCAGCACUGCCGGACCUCUCCAAGGCUAUUGAGCUCAAGCCGGAUUUCCUGGCUGCACGACUGCAGCGUGGCAACAUCCUCUUGAAACAAGGCAGCACGCUGGAGGCCAAGCAGGACUUUGAAGCUGUGCUCAAGAGCAAUCCAGAGAACACGGAGGCCCAAAACCAACUCGCCCGAGUCAGCGAACUGGAGCUUUCCAUGCAAGAGGCCCGGACUGCCUUCCAGAGGAGAAACUACCUCGGAGCGAUCAGUAUUCUGGAUCGAGCAAUUGAGAUUUCUCCCUGGGACCCGGAAGCCAAGGAGCUGCGCUCCGAGUGCCACUUGUUCCUGGGCGACUUCAACAAGGCCAUCCUGGACCUGAAGCCCACCACCAAGCUGCGCAACGACAACCGGGGGGCUUUUCUGAAGCUGAGCAAGCUCUACUACAACUUGGGGGAGCACGAGGAGUCCUUGAACCAAGUGCGGGAGUGCCUGAAGCUGGACCAGGAUGACAAAGACUGCUUCUCCCACUACAAGCAAGCGAAGAAGCUCUCCAAGCAGCUGGGAGCGGCCGAGGAGCAUGUCAAAGCCCAGAGAUACGAAGAAGCCAUCGAGAAGUACAAAGCAGCCGUCAAAACCGAGCCCAACGUGGCAAUCUACACCACCAAGGCAAAAGGACACAUCUGCCACUGUUUAACCAAGAGCAAACGGCCCCGCGAAGCCAUCGACGUUUGCACGGAAGCCCACCACCUCGACCCCAGGAACAUCUUCAUCCUGAGGGACAGAGCUGAAGCCUACAUCCUGAACGAGGAGUUCGAGAAAGCUGUUGAAGAUUACCAAGAAGCCAAAGAGUUUGACGGGGAAAACGAAGAGUUGAAAGAAGGGCUGGAGAGGGCGCAGAAGCUACUCAAGCAGUCCAAGAAACGAGACUAUUACAAGAUCCUGGGGAUCCGAAGGAACGCCAACAAGCAGGAAAUCAUCAAGGCCUACCGGAAGCUGGCUCAGCAGUGGCACCCUGACAACUUCCAGUCAGAAGACGAGAAAAAGGAGGCAGAGAAGAAGUUCAUUGACAUCGCAGCGGCAAAAGAGGUCUUGACAGAUCCAGAAAUGCGGCAGAAGUUCGACUCUGGAGAGGACCCCCUGGACCCGGAGAAUCAGCAGGGAGGGGCCGGGCACCAGCACCACUGGCCGUUCGAAUUCAACCCGUUCGGCUCGGGGAACUUCCACUUCAAAUUUCACUUCAAUUAACUGGGCCGAGCCAGGGAGGCGAAACUGUGGCUGGCAAAGGGACGCGCGAACCCCCUCUGGCCCUGCUUCACCGAGACUGCAGGAGCGAACCGCUCUCUUCUGGGAACGAGAGUUCUGCCGCGGGAGGGUGAGGUUGGGGGCCGUAAUCCAGACAUCUCUUUCCCCGACAGCUGGGUGCUCUUGGGCAAGAGGGCUGACGUCUGACGAAGAGAGCGUGACUUUGUUUAUAAGCGACGUGGCCCGACCCGCCGGUGUCCGCGGGGCGUCCCGUGCAUGCAAAGCCCCCUGGAAUCCCUACCAUUGAUGGAGAACCUCAAAAAAGAGAAAUUUUGAUUGAUCCAGCGGGGUAUAAUUUUUCCGGCGGCUGGGCUGGGCUACAUGUAUUUUCGGGGCAGGGAAUCAAAGCUCUCUUCCUCUCGCCGUUAAUAUAUCAAGGAACUUCCACUGGGAGCUGAGCGUUGUAAGCUCUUCUUUGCCACGUCUUGGUCUGAAGGUACCCUUUUAAACAGAAAAAAAAAACCCCACAGAAAAAGUGUGCCAUUUGUUGUCUCGUCCAGUUGUUGUUCCCACAUCCCCUCGGGAGGAAGUGCACACAGGGCGAUGCGACGGGUAAGGCAAACCCCUUCAGUGAUCGAGAAGGAACGGGUGCACUGAGCCCAGAGACCGUGUCCUCUUCCGUUAUCCAUGCCUUCUGCGUUCCUUUCUUUUUGGGUGGCCGUCUUAGAACCAUCGUCUUUGUCUGGAAGAAGCAUCCUUUUCUCCAAGGACGGGACAGGAUGGUUACCCACCCCGUUUUGUUAGCAUGUCUUGUCCAGCAGUAAGAAAAUGGUUAUUAUCACAACGGGGAAGACUCUGGUAUUACAUACUGACUGUUGCUCCCCUUCAGAAUCCUAGGCCUAUCAGUAGGACCCCAGUUUUGGACUUCUGGGGGGCUCAGUUCCCUCCCUUUCCCUGCCAGCCUGAUUGUUUCCACUAUGACUGCUUCACGGGAGAUUCUGCAGCGGAGUGGGGACCCCCAUUGUUAGCUUUUGAUUUUUUUAAACUUUUCUUUUUCUCCCUUCCCCUCUGGGAAGGAGGAGGAGGCGCUGCCUGCUCUUCACCCCCCCCCCCUUCCCUCACAGUACAGCAAUUAAAACCCCAGUCUGUUCUAAUCAUCGUUCCAGCGAUGGAGAAGAAAUGUUGCAGAGGGCCAUUACCUCCGUCUUUACCGAAAGUGUCAAGAUUAAAAAGUUCGUAUUGCAAAACAAA